AUGAGGCAUGUCGGACUUGUAAUAAGUGACACCUUAGUUUCACAGGAACUCAUCAGAAACCAUGUCGUAGAAUUUGUCAUCAACGAACAGAAUGAAUACAGCCAUUUGCUUGCCAGUGUUGCGGAAGCGGCAUUCCGAUUUGAAGCCAACGGGACCUUAGAUUUGGCGUUUGUAAAAAAUCAGAGGUUGGUAUUUUUCUUUGAAAAGCCAACAUCUUCCUGGUUCUUCAUUUUCAAAUGUUCUUUUUCAAGACGUCGGGCGGAACUUCCUCUGCUGUUCGGCGAUGUUAUCGAAUGGAGUGAGGCCGAUAUGAAAAAUAACAGAAUUAUUUUGAAGUUCCGAAGAAUGCCUGAGUUGUUCGAGCACCGUGUCUACGACCAAAAGUUUCAGAUACUAGUCAGCGGAGUGGUCUCCCCGAUAGACAAGUUUCACUUUUGGUCUGAGUACUUCCCACAUGUGCGACUUGGUAUGAAAUCUUCGGAGGAAGUGUUACCUAAUGUAGGCGUAGCAGCGUGGCUGAACUUAUGCACUGAUGAGGAUGGUAGAUUCUGUGUCGAAUUCGAUUCAUUCGAAAGAGUUGAACACGAAGCGCGUAUUAUUGCUGCAGCGCCAUGGAAUCGAAACAACCCUAAAUAUACCACGCUGGCUUUACCUUCGCAUGAUGAUGGCCUAGAGAGCCAGAUCUUGUUACCUGAUUCUCUCACGGAAAGGCCACAAUGGCAGCAGGAGGUUUUCAAUCUCGAGGGUAUUUGCACAGGAAAAAGGCUGAUAUUCUGCAGACAAUUGUCGUCCUAUGAAAUUGUUGUCGCUCUGAUUAAAAAUGCGAAAGAAAGCAUUCCUUUUGGAAUAGGAGUUAGUUGUGAGUUCAGUGCGGUAUGGAAUGAGUAUGAAAAGAGAUUCAUUGUAACAAAGUACAAAACUAAGGGUUUACCGAGUCGUUUAGGCUCAAAUGGACUGCUUAGGACAUCUGUCAAAGCUGUGGAAAACUACCCCGGUCUCUUCAAGAGCGAUCAAUUUGGUCUCAUAGAUGACCCUCGCGGUGUUCUUGCUUUAUUACAUCUCUCAGCUUAUAAACGCAGCUCUGUUGUGGUCACACUGGAGGAUAAACCGGUUUAUCAGUCAGACAUGCGGUUCCGGAUUGUUGACGUUCAGCAUGACAAAGCACCCAAACUAGAGAAGUGGAUGGAAGAGAGCGAGAGAGUGUUCCUGAUUGAAGCGAUGCGACCGAAGUAUUUUCGUAGUUGUCUUGAGAGCUCUGUAUUCGGUUUGGUAGCACUUGGUUCGCAUAUCACACUUCCACGCAAUAAAAGCUCUAAGUUCACUGUGUGGGUCACACGAUCAGUGCCGGAGACAGAAGCCGUUCGAUCCGCCCGCACACCAUUUAUGGUUUUGUCAAUAGGAGAUCAAGAACCGCCGGAUUAUUUGCUCUCUCCUCCCGAAGAUGUCACAUCUCUGAUUGUUCCGGAAUCGCCUCAAGAAGAACCUGUCACGGUACCAGAAAAACCAAAAAAACGGGACAAAAAUGAAAUACAAGCUGCUAUGGAACGCUUAGGACUCACAGGGGACACGGAGCCGACAAUCAUCCACUCUGCGGAGUGUACGGAUACGAGCUGUGCCACUGAUUGCCCAACAAUGAGUGCGGUUAUGAUGCUCACAGAGGAGGUUCGGCUGGAGGUUUCUUUGAUGUGUUUCUCAAUGUCCUGA
Messenger RNA from Haemonchus placei, 1704 nucleotides. Lineage: Eukaryota; Metazoa; Nematoda; Chromadorea; Rhabditida; Trichostrongylidae. The record is from the annotation of a GenBank genome assembly.